This is a messenger RNA of Grammomys surdaster, 788 nucleotides long. RefSeq names its product nudix hydrolase 8 (gene Nudt8). Lineage: Eukaryota; Metazoa; Chordata; Mammalia; Rodentia; Muridae. Gene Ontology annotation, molecular function: coenzyme A diphosphatase activity. The transcript is spliced from 4 exons. The coding region runs from base 76 to 708 and encodes 210 amino acids. The record is from RefSeq and is a predicted model, not a curated record.
CCCGCCCCGCGCCGGAGCUUGCGCCCUGUCACGUCCCCUCCUUUGUGGGCCCCCUGUGUCCCGGACGUCUGGGACAUGCUGCCUGAUUGCUUGUCUGCGGAGGACGAGCAGCGCUGCCGGCAGCUGCUAGCACGCACCACUGCCCGGCUACGCUCGCGGCCCGCGGCGGCCGCAGUGCUUGUGCCGCUGUGCCUGGUGCAUGGGGUCCCGGCGCUGCUCUACACGCUGCGCUCUAGUCGCCUGGUUGGGAGUCACAAAGGGGAAGUCAGUUUCCCAGGCGGUAAGUGUGAUCCCGACGACCAAGAUGUAAUACAUACGGCCCUUCGGGAGACUCAGGAGGAGCUGGGCCUAGAGGUGUCCAAGGAGCACGUGUGGGGUGUCCUGCAGCCAGUGUAUGACCGGAAAAAGGCAACCAUAGUCCCGGUGCUUGCCAACGUGGGUCCACUGGAUCUGCAGAGCCUCAGACCCAACCCUGAGGAGGUGGAUGAAGUAUUUGAGCUGUCUCUGGCACACUUGCUGCAGACACAGAACCAAGGAUAUACCCACUUCUGCCAGGGUGGCCACUUUCGCUACACACUGCCUGUCUUCUUACAUGGACCACACCGAGUCUGGGGCCUCACAGCCGUCAUCACUGAGUUCACCCUGAAGCUGCUGGCCCCUGGCAUCUACCAGCCCUCCCUGGCUGUCCCUGAGCUGCCUAGGGGUUGAGGCCUGCCUGGCCCUUAAGUGCCUCUGCCUUCAUUUGGCCAGGCUACUCCAGAACUGAUUAAAAGACUGUUUGACAAUUC